AUGAUCCCGACUCCUGGUGUGCGCGCAUCAAUGCACGCGCCAUCAACCGCCGCGAAAAGCGCCGUCAGAGGCGGCGCCAGCAGCGUUACAGGCCGAGUUUCCGCAACUCCCCGCGCGAGCCUCACCCCCGCGCAAGCCUCCGCGGGAUCCCGCGCGGGAGCCAGCAGAGGCGGCGGAUCUACCACGGGGCUCGCGAGCAGAACCAGCGCUGGCGGAAGAGGCGCAUCCGGGACAGGCGGAGCAGGCGGAGCGGGCGGAGCAAGUUUCCGCGCGGCCCCCAAUGCGGCGAAAGGCGUUUCGCAGGCAGUGGGGAGGGGGAGAUUCGAAGGGCCUCAUUAUCAAACUCCCAUGGGGAGAGGGCGAGGGGGGAAUGCAGCGGCGCAGUACCAGACUCCUCAUGGUGGAGGUGGAGGAGGGAUCAAGGGACGCCUUUUCCAGACUCCAAUGACUGGAAGGGGGGAAGGGGAAAUGGGCGAGGCUCUGGAAGGUGGUGAGGUGGCAGAAGGGACGGCCGCCGUGUCAGCAGCGCGGGAUGCUGAUGUGGCAGGAACGGCUGGUGGCGAGGAUGAGUUGGUAGGAGAGAGGGAAGGGCACGCGCAUGGGGCGGAAGGGGCUAUCACAAGCGGUGACAGGGGGGAGGAGGAAGGGGCUACCACAAGCAAUGGCCGGGGGGAGGAGGAAGAGGGUGUCAGUUUUGUCCUGGGGAUGCAGGAAGCGGGUACCAGCGAUGACAGGGCGGAGCAGGAAGGAGGGACCAGCGUUGACCAGGGGGGGCUGGAAGAGGUUGCUGUUGCUGGUGGAGUGCUGGGGCUCCAGUUGGCUCAUGCGGCUGGCGAACACAAACAGGCGGAAGGGGUGCAGGUGGAAGGUCAGCAGGCGGGCGGGGAGCAGGCGGAAGAAGGGCAGUUGGAGUGGGAGCAGGCGGAAGAGCUGGCGGAAGGAGAGCAUGCAGAAGGGGGGCAGGCGGAGGGGGAGCAGGUGGAGGGGGAGCAGGCGGAGGGGGAGCAGGCGGAAGGGUCAAGAAGCUCUGUGAGUAGUGACAGCAGUGGUCUUGCUGCGUUGUUGGAAUCAGCUGGAGCAGCUGGAGCUCCUGGCUCGGUGCACAGCAACUCAGGCUCGGUGCACGGCCAUGGGGAUCUGGAUCUGGUAGCCUCGGGUUCUGUAGGUUCGGAAAGUAGUGAAAGGGGUGAGAGAGGCGAGAGGGGCGAGGAGGAGGGGAUGGUGCCGGCAGUGGCAGCAGUACUGGAAGAGCUUUCGGGCCUCCCGUGGUCGACUCAAGCAGCAAUUGUGAGGAACAGGGAGUUGCAGGUGCAGGCAAUGCUGGUGCUGCAAGAAGAGGCUGCUGAGGAGAGAAACCGAGAGAACAUGGCGGCCCUAGCAGCAGCAGCAAGCUACUGCUAUCACCUCCAGAGGCGGCUGUCUGAGCAGCAGGGGCAGCAGCAGCGGCAGCAGAUCCACCAGCGGGCGCGGCAGCUGCUGAGUGAGGAGGGCGUGGGGCCGCUGCUGCAGCAAGAGGAGCAGCAGCGCAGGGACCACAGGCUGGCGCUAAGGAGCAUCAUCCAGGCGCUGUCUGACUUGCUGGUGAAACUGCUCAUUCACCCCUCCAGCACGGUGAAUGCGGCGCAGCUCAAGGAGCAGCUAGAGGGCCUGCAUGACCUGCUCACAGCCAUGCAGCCCUGUGCUGACGACCUCUCCCAGGUGCCUGGGGUGGCGUGCCUUGCCUCAUCCAUAGCCGACCAUCUCACAUCUACCAAGGUGGCUCUCGACGCUGCAUGUGCCAACAGCGACCGCCUUGCUGAUGCUGCUGUGAGUGUCUAUCAAGGGGUGGCGUGCUGGUAUAGUGCCUCGUAUCAUCCAUAG
Messenger RNA from Closterium sp. Naga37s-1, 1860 nucleotides. NCBI's taxonomy places the organism in Eukaryota, Viridiplantae, Streptophyta, Zygnematophyceae, Desmidiales, Closteriaceae. The record is from the annotation of a GenBank genome assembly.